Botrytis deweyae is the source of this 1653-nucleotide messenger RNA. RefSeq lists its product as uncharacterized. NCBI's taxonomy places the organism in Eukaryota, Fungi, Ascomycota, Leotiomycetes, Helotiales, Sclerotiniaceae. Bases 1 to 1653 code for a protein of 550 amino acids. The transcript has a single exon. The record is from RefSeq and is a predicted model, not a curated record.
AUGCCACCCAAUCCAAUCCAAAAGUCCAAAGUGGCGAAUAAGCCAGCUCCAAAUGAUAAGGCUGUCAAGCAAUCAUGGCUACGCUCCAAACUACGCUUUCUACAACCUGAGCGUUAUCAGAAAAAGUCCUCCACGCCCCAGGAAAAGCAUAUUAAAGCUUGGCAAUAUAAAGUCGCUACUGAUUUCAUUCCAGAGCCGAGAAAAAAGCCUUCACUAAUGGAAAACUCCUACACGCACCAGGAAAAGCAAAUUGAAGCUUGGCAAUAUAAAGUCGCUGCUGAUUUCAUACCAAAGCCGAGAAAGAAGUCUUCACGUACGGAAAGAUCCCAGACUUCUAGGUUAUCAGAGAAAGAAACUGACUGGUUCACAUUCAUAGGAAAUGGAGGAUACUUUGAGUCUCCCCAAGCGGAUCUGACCAGUAUUAGGGAGCUUCCUCCUAUUAGGCUAUCACAAGAACUUCGACAGUCGUAUUCAAAAACAAAAGAUUCUCAAGACCCACCAGCGCCACUACCAGCCUUGACAUUUUCAAAGAAGCAAGCAGAUUACUAUAAUAAUCUAUCUCCAGAAACGCGCAAGACUUACGGAUAUCCAUUUCCUCCAAAGGCAUUUGAAAUACCAAGAAAGCCAUUGCAAAAACAUCAAUACAAGCUCGACGAGAAUAUAAAAGUGGGAAUUGGUAAGAGCCCCAAUAUUGUCCGACCACAGACAAAAAAUAUUCCACUCCAAGCAAAUCCCCCCAAGCCGCAUUUGCGAGAGAAAUCAUCUUCCUCGCAAAACAGUUUCCGAUCAGGACCACCCAGAGCGGCAACGACAACCAGUUUCGAAGCGCAUAUGAAGGAAUUCCCCGAAUUUGAUCACUACCGGCCAACAAAAGAAUAUCAGAAGUUACAACGAAGUGUAGAGGAAACCAAGCAUGCUCGGCCACAAACAGUAAUAGCAAGCGAAGUGCAGAGACAUAAGUCCGUCGCAGGCUCAAUCUGUCAUGAACCAUCACAAAGAUCCUCGAUGCCAAUUUCGGAAGCUUCUCAUUCAAGACCCGGAUCCAGCAGGAUACAUGCGCCAGUUGAACAAUUCCAAGCUCGAAUGUUAGAAAAUGAAUAUCACAGUCUAGAAGCGCAAGAUCGCCGAGAUGCAUAUGAAAAGCACCAACGAUUAUUAGCAAGAUCUCAGAGACCUAGAAUACCAGUUACUCCCAGCCCAUCAGAAAACAUUAGUCAGUCGGGAACAAGAUCUCUAAGAGGAGUCCCAAUAACGCGCUCAUCGCAUCAACCGGCAGCAAUACCUAUACCUUCAUCAGCAAGACCUUACAGAUCUCGAGCACCAAAUAUUCCCAGAUCCUCAGAGAAUAACGUCCGGUUAGAAACAGGAUCCCUAGAACGAUUUCCGACAUCAAAUCAACCAUCAUCAUCAUCAAGAUCUCACAGACACUCAACACCACUCACUGCCAAGCCCCCAACACCACUCACUCCCAAAUCACCCCAAAGAACUGUCCACUUUCAAGAAAAGCCUUCGCCGGGAGUCCCAAACACCCUCAAGAAACGAAGGCCUCCCCCGAAAUCACCGCAGCCACUUUCAGAUAAAGUCAACCCGCGUCCGCCUUUACGACCUUGUUUAAUAAGUAAAGUAUUAUCCUCAAUGCGUUAUGAGAUUUAA